Molecule: messenger RNA, 3908 nt
Organism: Triplophysa rosa
Lineage: Eukaryota; Metazoa; Chordata; Actinopteri; Cypriniformes; Nemacheilidae
Exons: 2
Coding region: 261-1253 (330 amino acids)
Biological process (GO): G protein-coupled receptor signaling pathway
Cellular component (GO): membrane
Molecular function (GO): G protein-coupled receptor activity
Source: RefSeq, a predicted model, not a curated record
AACACCGCCCACUUCUGUCUCUCUUUUCUCAUGUAGCCUAAAGUGUGAAGUGAGGUACAUUGUUGCCAUCACUAAAAUGGGUUUCGUGUGUGAACUGUCAUGUGCAAGGAACGCAGGUGCUCGAGACUCAAACUAGGAACAAAGAACUUGCGUGGACUUUGGAGAAAUACUUGCGAUCCAAAUGUACCAUCCCAUUGUGGAAAUAUUUUGCCUUACGAAACUAUUUGAUGUACAGUAUGAGUGAGGCCUGAAGAAUCUGUAUGAUGUCAAAUUAUUCAGAUGGAGUUGACGAUCCCCACAUCGGCGUGCGUGUGUGGGCAUCUGCAGGUUCCUUCAUCAUUUUGUCUUUUUUUAAUCUGAUUAUUAAUUGGACUAUAGUGCGCGAGGAGCGCCUCCGGAGCCACGCGCGCUUCGUCCUGGUGUUCCACCUGUUGUUCUCUGCACUGAUGUACUUUUCAGUAUGUUUCGUUUUCUACUUACAAUUAUAUGUGAAAGCUGCAACCACCGCAUCCGUCUGCAUGGUGCUAAUACGAAUUCUGAUUACAAGCGGGUCCAAUAUCAUCCUCACCAUAACGGCCAUGGCGCUUGACCGUUAUUUUGCCAUAUGCUACCCGCUCCAGUACGGCAAAGUUUGUUUCAAAUCAUGGCCAUGGCUUGUUGGCAUCCUAUCGUGGGGACUCGCUUCAAUUAUUCCUCUCAGCCUUGCUCUCAAGAAAGGUAAUACCACAGUGGGCCAUAGUACAUGUGGAAGGAAAAAGUUGCAAGCAGGACAGAUGCACAAAAUCGUUUUAAUAUCGAUUUGUACUGUGCUCAUCGUGUACAGCUAUGUGCGGAUCUUGUAUGAAGGGCGACGUUCGGGCGUGCUCAAUCGGCGCAACCGAGCAGCUUGCAGGACUAUUGCUGUACAUGGCACGCAGCUCGCUGUUUACAUUGUGCCAAAUUUCGUACUCUUUUUGCUACAUAUUCUUAACAGCCAAAAAAUACUUGAAAGUUCUACUAAAGAGCUUUUUGCCGUCAUAAGUUUUGUCUUCUUCAGUUUGGCGCAAUGCAUUGCGCCGAUAGUGUAUGGACUUCGUAAAGAGGAACUCUUAGAGCACCUUAGUCAUCGCUUUCCGUGCUUGUCUGGUCGACUGAAGCGAGUUUUGGAGUGGACUGUCAACAUCACCAAUCCCAAACGGUGCCGCCAGCAAAGGGAACGCAGAAUGACUUCAGAGACUUUGUUAUCCAGGGAGAUCUCGCAGACUACUGUGUGAUCAUCUGUGGAUUAAGAAAACAAGCCUGAUGUUUUGUUGAAACUACCGAGACUGAAAGAAAAAUGUAAUGUUUCCCAAGCGUAACUCUUUCAGAAAGAAAGCCACACUUCAAGCAAUAUUUUUUAUCAUUUUUUUGUGUAUUAUCACCAGCAGCACCAGCUGAAAGGAUCUGGAAUCAGUCCUACCAAGUGAACAAGCAUGAGAAUUGUAUAUAUUUAUUUAACUGUACAAUAACUAGGAACAAUGACUCAUUUUUUGUAAUCUGAACCAUAUAUUUUAACUGUACAAUGUUAACUGUUGAUAGUAAUUGCUUAAAGUUGUAAUGUUAACUGAUACAAAUCGCUUGCUUCUGAAAAAGUAGAAUCUUUUUUCUAGAGCGUAUGCAUUGUGGAUUAUUAUGCAACAUGCAGUGAAAAUGACUAGGAUAAACAAAUAUGAAACCUGGAUAAUGUGACUCUUAAGUAUGCUGAAUAAUAUUAUGAGUUAUCAUUUAUUUUCUUGUGCGUGUCGAUACUAAUUUCAAUGAUUACAGGCAAAGAGAUUGCACGGACAUAAAUUAAAAGAAUACACAAUUAAAGGCGGGGUGUCCGAUUUCCCUUAGCCAUUGUUGGUGUUCAAAUCACCAAAACAAACACAUUAGCUCGGCUAUUGUCCGUCCUGUGCAUUGUGAACCUUACUGCUGAUUGGCUACAAAGUUGUUUUGGUAGCCUACUCGGCCCGACUCGGUUGUCUAAAGCGUAAUUCGGAAAUCGGUUACCCCGCCUUUAAGACAAAAUGUUCAUCUAAUGGCAUGAUCAAAUGUAACACAUUCAUGUAGUCAGGCAUCAAUACACAUCUUUUUGUUGUCUAAGUUGCAAGAAGGCUUCUGAUAAACAUAGCCAGUGGUAUUACUUGCAUGGUCGUAGUUACUUCCUUUAAAGUAAAAAAAUGACAACAGGGUGAGUAAAUUAUGAUUUAUUCUGAAGGUAUACUAUUCCUUUAAAGGUACAGUGCGGGAUGUUUUGUAUGAUCUAUUAACAGAAAUGCAAUAUAACAUACAAAACUGUGUCUUUAGAUGUGCAUAAAAACCUUACGUAAUGAAAAGUUAUGUUUUUAUUACCUUAGAAUAAACCAGUUGUAUCUACAUAGGGAGCGGGCCUAUCUACAUCGAAUUUGUUAUGUUGCGCAGCCAUGUUUUGUACAGUAAGCUCUAACGGACAAACAGCUCUACAGAGCGCGUUUCGUAUAUGUUGGUCUUCGUGUGUGUUUUUAGACGCAGCUUGCGUCAUCACUGAGUUGAAGACGCACAAAGUAGUAAGUCAUAGUACGGAGAGGAGGAGGAGUAGUCGUCGUCUAGCUGAAGCAAUUGAUUGUUCUGUCUAAAAUGGAGGACCAUGCGUAUUGUGCACAAGCGCCGACAUAGCGUGAAUCUCCGUCGUCAAAGAAGCGCAAACGUGAUGCUGCCAGACGAAUUAGAGACAAACGGCGGCAGAAAUCCAGGAUAAACAUCGGUGUAUCUAUUACCAGAUGGAAGGCACUGUUGAAAGACAAAUGUUUUCAAGGCGAUGCCGAAGUUGCCUGUUUUCUGCUAGACUGGUAAGAUAAUUCAACAUUUUCAAUGUUUCCACUUUUUCAGUGUUUACCAAACAACUGUUUUGUUGAAACGGUAACGUUAGCAUUUUAUACAAAUGGCCAUAUAACCUCCGAAUAAUAAUGUUUUUCCGUCCCUGCGGUACGUACUCCGGUUGUUCCUGACUUUACAAAGGGGGAGACAAACGUCUACUAACUUACACCUAACUGCCUAUGUCGCUGUCAGAUCAAACGCUUUGAACAGCGUUGCUAUUUACAAUUAGCUAAGUUUAGUUCCUUCACUACUCUCAACGUGUACUAGAUAGCACGCAAGAAAUAGAUCUAAUUAUAGAAUUGUAACAGUAACUUUCGCAAUAGAAUACAUGUUAAAUGAUUAAUUACGUUAAUAUAUUGCCUUACCUGCUUGUAUCACUACUAUCCGCUGUCUCAGUAGACGACAUCUUUUUUUACUAUUGUGGCCACCAUCGUAAUUCGAAAGGGAGGGGUGGGCAAAUGACUCAGAGAUUCGUUGCAAAACUAUAAUACAAAGCUAGUGGCCGCUGAUUUUCAAGAACUGCGCCUUUAACGUUGACAAAUUGACCAUUAUUGUUAUGAAACUCUGUGUAAAUGUUUUGAUUUCAGUAAUGAGAACUUUAGAUGUAACAGUUUAAAGUUAAAUACGUGAAGCCGCCAAACAAAACAAACUGUUGACAAACAUGACAAAUUAAAAUCUGUGAAAAACUGACAGGGGGCGGGACAUUGGCCUGAGUGAUAACAACAGGUCUUAAAGCAGAAAAAAACAGGAGAAAAGCAACAGAUAUCAUGAAGCUUUGCAACAUGGUUGUCAUAGAUUUCCAUCUUUUGAUUUAGGUGUCACAUUAAACAAACAGGAAACUCAAAUCCAAUCCUUAAAUAUACACAUCCACAUAUAAUUCUAUCAUAAUUAUUCAUUUACAUAUUAUAUAUAUAUAAUAUUAAAGCACUCUUGUGAUAGACAAACAAAAUGUGACAGAUUCCACUCUUCAAGGAGUGUAAAACUGAGCAGUCUGCUGGAUGAUGGGUAAAGCAAUAAUUCAAGACAGUUCAGACUGGCUGGUGACUAGGAGA